AUGUCUAAGCCCCUGGAGGCCGAGAAGCAAGGUCUGGACUCCCCGUCAGAGCACACAGACACGGAAAGAAAUGGACCAGACACUAACCAUCAGAACCCCCAGAAUAAGGCCUCCCCGUUCUCUGUGUCCCCGACUGGCCCCAGCACCAAGGUGGGCAUUCUCUCUGGCCUGCACUUAACAUUCUGGGGUCCCGGACCCUGCCUCUCUCCCCCCCAGAUCAAGGCUGAAGACCCCAGCAGUGACUCAGCCCCAGCGGCACCCCUGCCCCCCCAGCCAGUUCAGCCGCAUCUGCCCCAGGCCCAACUCAUGUUGACGGGCAGCCAGCUAGCUGGGCUCACGGCGCUGAUGCCAGCUCAGCAGCAGCUCCUCCUGCAGCAAGCGCAGGCCCAGCUCCUGGCCGCCGCGGCCGCCGCCGCCUCCUCCUCCUCCUCCUCCUCUUCCUCCUCCUCCUCGACCUCGCAGCCCCCAGCCUCCUCCGGGGGAGGCGACCUGCCGCCACCACAGCCUGCCAGCCAGCCCCCCGGGACCCCACAGCUCACCCUGUCCCAACCCAUCCAGCUCACAGCACAGGACAUCCAGCAGCUCCUCCAGCUCCAGCAGCUGGUGCUUGUGCCGGGUCACCACCUCCAGCCACCUGCUCAGUUCCUGCUGCCGCAGGCCCAGCAGAGUCAGCCAGGCCUGCUACCGACGCCAAAUCUAUUCCAGCUACCUCAGCAAACCCAGGGAGCUCUUCUGACCUCCCAGCCCCGGGCAGGGCUGCCCACACAGCCCCCCAAAUGCUUGGAGCCACCAUCCCAUCCCGAGGAGCCCAGUGACCUGGAGGAGCUGGAGCAGUUCGCUCGCACCUUCAAGCAACGCCGCAUCAAGCUGGGCUUCACGCAGGGUGACGUGGGUCUGGCCAUGGGCAAGCUCUACGGCAACGACUUCAGCCAGACGACCAUCUCCCGCUUCGAGGCCCUCAACCUGAGCUUCAAGAACAUGUGCAAACUCAAGCCUCUCCUGGAGAAGUGGCUCAACGACGCAGAGACUAUGUCUGUGGACUCAAGCCUGCCCAGUCCCAACCAGCUGAGCAGUCCCAGCCUGGGUUUCGACGGGCUCCCCGGCCGGAGACGCAAGAAGAGGACCAGCAUCGAGACAAACGUCCGCUUCGCCUUAGAGAAGAGUUUUCUAGCGAACCAGAAGCCUACCUCAGAGGAGAUCCUGCUGAUCGCAGAGCAGCUGCACAUGGAGAAGGAGGUGAUCCGCGUCUGGUUCUGCAACCGGCGCCAGAAGGAAAAACGCAUCAACCCCUGCAGCGCGGCCCCCAUGCUGCCCAGCCCGGGCAAGCCAGCCAGCUACAGCCCCCAUCUGGUCACGCCCCAAGGGGGUGCCGGGACCCUGCCGUUGUCCCAAGCUUCCAGCAGUCUGAGCACAACAGUUACUACCUUAUCCUCAGCUGUGGGGACCCUCCACCCCAGCCGGACAGCUGGAGGGGGUGGGGCCGGGGGCGGGGCCGCGCCCCCCCUCAAUUCCAUCCCCUCUGUCACUCCCCCACCCCCGGCCACCACCAACAGCACAAAUCCCAGCCCUCAAGGCAGCCACUCGGCUAUCGGCUUGUCGGGCCUGAACCCCAGCACGGGAAGCACAAUGGUGGGGUUGAGCUCCGGGCUGAGUCCAGCCCUCAUGAGCAAUAACCCUUUGGCCACUAUCCAAGCCCUGGCCUCUGGUGGAACCCUGCCCCUUACCAGCCUUGACAGCAGCGGGAACCUGGUGCUGGGGGCGGCUGGCGCGGCCCCAGGGAGUCCGGGCCUGGUGACCUCGUCACUCUUCUUGAACCACGCCGGGCUGCCCCUGCUCAGCGCCCCGCCUGGUGUGGGCCUGGUCUCGGCAGCCGCUGCGGCCGUGGCGGCCUCCAUCUCCAGCAAGUCUCCUGGCCUCUCCUCGUCCUCGUCCUCGUCCUCGUCCUCGUCCUCCACUUGCAGUGAGGCGGCUGCACAGACCCCUGGAGGCCCAGGGGGGCCCGAGGUGGGGUCCAAGCCUGAGUGA
Messenger RNA from Mesoplodon densirostris (Blainville's beaked whale), 2025 nucleotides. RefSeq names its product POU class 2 homeobox 2 (gene POU2F2). Lineage: Eukaryota; Metazoa; Chordata; Mammalia; Artiodactyla; Ziphiidae. Gene Ontology annotation, cellular component: nucleus. The record is from RefSeq and is a predicted model, not a curated record. Bases 1 to 2025 code for a protein of 674 amino acids. Gene Ontology annotation, molecular function: RNA polymerase II cis-regulatory region sequence-specific DNA binding; DNA-binding transcription factor activity, RNA polymerase II-specific. The transcript is spliced from 15 exons. Gene Ontology annotation, biological process: regulation of transcription by RNA polymerase II.